Molecule: messenger RNA, 2032 nt
Organism: Hemiscyllium ocellatum (epaulette shark)
Lineage: Eukaryota; Metazoa; Chordata; Chondrichthyes; Orectolobiformes; Hemiscylliidae
Gene: ogfod2
Product: 2-oxoglutarate and iron-dependent oxygenase domain containing 2
Exons: 7
Coding region: 1-1089 (362 amino acids)
Molecular function (GO): oxidoreductase activity, acting on paired donors, with incorporation or reduction of molecular oxygen; L-ascorbic acid binding; iron ion binding
Source: RefSeq, a predicted model, not a curated record
AUGGAGGGUGCGGGCGGGAGGCCCGGGCCCGGGCCCGGGCCCGGGCCCUCCCCACGGGGGGCCUUCUUUUCCUGCCGCUGUUUUUACACCGACAACAUCUUCCUGGAAGAUUUCAGGCUCCACGUCCGCUCGACGGAGCCACAACUGGAAUCUAUUUUAAGAAGCAAGGGAUGCAAGACCGAAGAACAAUUCAGAAAGGUUCAAGCUAAGAUUGAUGAAGAAGUUCAGAGAAGAAAGUUGCUCCAUCAGGAAAGUUUGGAGAGAAGAAGCAUUAUUUCUGCAUGUUACAAGCCACUGAAUCCUGCAGUCUAUGUUUUACAGGAAUCCUUCCUUGCUCCGGAAUUCCAUGAAAUAGUUGCCUACUGCAGAAGUGAGGAUGCUGACUUUGAAGGAUUGCUGGACCGCAUUCACUCACUGCCAGCUGAGAGAGUCUAUUCAAUCCCACUAUUCACUGAGCAAUUCUGUGGUCAGUUGAUUCGAGAGCUGGAGAAUUUUGAACAGUCUGAAAUGCCAAAAGGCAGACCCAACACCAUGAACAACUAUGGGGUACUUUUAAAUGAACUUGGAUUUGAUGAAACUUUUAUUACACCGCUGCGUGAGGAUUAUCUUCAGCCAAUCACAUCACUUCUUUACCCAGACUAUGGAGGUUGCAAGUUGGACAGUCACAAAGCAUUUGUUGUGAAAUAUGCUGUAAAUCAAGACCGGGAUCUGUGCUUCCAUUACGACAAUGCUGAAGUCACUCUCAAUGUGUCACUUGGGAAAGACUUUGGUGAAGGGAAUCUCAGCUUUGGAGACAUGAGACAGAUUCCAACAGAUGAGAGAGAGUGUGUGGAGAUACAGCACAGACUGAGUUAUGGAUUGCUGCACCGAGGCCAGCACUGUCAUGGAGCUCUGCCCAUCUCCUCAGGUGAACGCUGGAACCUCAUCAUAUGGAUGCGGUCAUCUCCAGUUCGUAAUGAACUCUGCCCAAUGUGUAACAAGAAGCCAGAGUUAAUGGAGGCAACUGGAUUUGGGGAUGGUUUCACUUCUGAGCUAUCGGAAGUCUGGCAGGAGCAUCAAGAGAAAGUGAAUGUCUGCACCUUGAGUUAGUAAAUUGUUAGCAGUGUGAGGUUUGUUCCUGCUCUCCUCAACAGUGAGGUUCAGCCUUUGGCUGAUUCAUAGUCAUUGCCAGAGAAAGAAACUCAUAUAAUUGAUCAAUUGUACAAAAUAUUCAUCUCAUUUCUUUAUUUCAAGCAGCAUCUGUCAAUUUUCCUGUAAUAUUUGUGUGGGUGUGUGUCUGUGUUUGUAUGGGUGUGUGUGUGUGUGGGUACGUGUCUGUGUCUGUAUAGGUGUGUGUGUGGAUGUGGGUGUGUGUCUGUGUUUGUAUGGGUGUGUGUGUGUGUGGGUGUGUGUCUGUGUCUGUAUAGGUGUGUGUGUGCCUGUAUGGGUGUGUGUGGAUGUGGGUGUGUGUCUGUGUCUGUAUGUGUGUGUGUCUGUAUGGGUGUGUGUGUGUGUAGUUUAAGGAUAUGUGUCUCCACAAUGUUUUAUUUCUUGCAAUUCUGAAUUGAGGGAGUUUGUUGCUUUCCUCUCCUGUCAACACUCAAUUUGUCAGACUUUUGGUGGGUGAGAUAAUUGAUUGUGGCUGAUUUACCAUUCCCCUGCAAAGGUGAUGGGACAAUGUCCACUUCUCUCUGACACCUGGAUUUCACUGUUAGGAUAUUAAUAAAAGGUAAAACUAGUUUGGAGUACAGGAGGUGGACAGGAAUUAGAUACCAGAUAAGUGAAGUAAAUCACAAAUCACAAGGUACUCAAUCUAGUGAGGUAAUCUCAUGUUCCCACUGGGAUUUUGGUUUCCUCCGGGGAUGACCUUGUUAAAUAUCCAGGCAAAUUGUCAUUGUGCAAAUGUAAAAUCAUUUCGAAAUUAUUGUUUGCAUUUUCUAACAUCUGAUGAAGAUUGUUAGAGCUGUAAAUGCAAUACUUCACAAUGUCAUGGUUCUGGGACUAGAUUGCAAGUUGUGAAAUUGGCGUCAAUAAAUCUGAUUUAAUAAAAGGA